AUGUCCAAGGCACCGCGGACCGGGCGGGAGGAGAUCCUGGAGUGCCAGGUGAUGUGGGAGCCUGACAGCAAGAAGAACACGCAGAUGGAUCGCUUCCGGGCGGCCGUGGGCGCCGCCUGCGGCCUGGCACUUGAAAAUUAUGAUGACCUGUAUCAUUGGUCAGUUGAGUCGUAUUCAGACUUCUGGGCGGAAUUCUGGAAAUUCAGUGGAAUUGUCUUUUCACGCAUGUAUGAUGAGGUCGUGGACACAUCCAAAGGGAUCGCCGACGUGCCUGAGUGGUUCAAAGGCAGUCGCCUCAACUAUGCAGAAAACCUCCUGCAACACAAAGAGAACGACAGAGUGGCCCUUUACGUCGCACGAGAAGGCAAGGAGGAGAUCGUGAAGGUGACUUUUGAAGAGUUGCGGCAACAGGUGGCUUUGUUUGCAGCAGCGAUGAGGAAGAUGGGCGUGAGAAGAGGAGACCGGGUGGUUGGCUACUUGCCCAACAGUGCGCACGCCAUAGAGGCCAUGCUGGCAGCUGCGAGCAUUGGGGCCAUCUGGAGUUCCACGUCCCCAGACUUUGGCGUGAAUGGCGUUCUGGACCGGUUUUCUCAGAUCCAGCCGAAGCUCAUCUUCUCCGUGGAGGCCGUAGUGUAUAAUGGCAAAGAGCACAACCACAUGGACAAGCUGCAGCGGGUCGUUAAGGGACUACCAGACCUGAAAAAAGUGGUACUGAUUCCUUACAUCUCCUCCAGAGAGAAGAUAGACAUCUCCAAGAUUCCAAAUAGCGUGUUCUUGGAGGAUUUCCUGGCCACCGGGCAAGGCGACCAAGCCCCGCAGCUGGAGUUCGAGCAGCUGGCCUUCAGCCACCCGCUCUUCAUCAUGUUUUCGUCGGGCACAACGGGAGCACCCAAGUGCAUGGUGCACUCGGCCGGGGGGACGCUCAUCCAACACCUAAAGGAACACAUUCUUCAUGGCAACCUGACCAGCAGUGACAUCAUCUUGUAUUAUACCACGGUUGGCUGGAUGAUGUGGAACUGGGUGGUGUCUGCUCUUGCCACGGGAGCUGCUGUGGUCCUGUAUGAUGGCUCCCCUCUGGUUCCAACACCCAACGUGCUCUGGGAUCUGGUCGACAGGAUCGGCAUCACCAUCCUUGGAACGGGUGCUAAGUGGCUGGCUGUGCUCGAAGAGAAAGACAUGAGGCCAGUGGAAACCCACAGUCUCCAGACACUGCACACGAUCCUGUCCACCGGCUCCCCACUGAAAGCCCAGAGCUAUGACUACGUCUACAGGUGCAUCAAGAGCAGCGUCCUGCUGGGCUCCAUCUCAGGUGGCACUGACAUCGUCUCCUGCUUCAUGGGCCAGAAUCCAUCCAUUCCUGUGUACAAAGGGGAGAUUCAGGCUCGGAACCUGGGCAUGGCUGUGGAGGCAUGGAAUGAGCAAGGAAAGGCCGUGUGGGGGGAGAGUGGUGAGUUGGUGUGCACCAAGCCGCUCCCCUGCCAGCCCACGCACUUCUGGAACGACGAGAAUGGCAGCAAGUACCGGAAGGCGUAUUUCUCCAAGUUCCCAGGUGUCUGGGCGCACGGCGACUACUGCAGGAUAAACCCCAAGACCGGGGGCAUCGUCAUGCUGGGCCGAAGUGACGGUACGCUCAACCCCAAUGGAGUGCGAUUCGGCAGCUCGGAAAUCUAUAACAUUGUGGAAGCCUUCGAGGAGGUGCUGGACAGCCUGUGUGUCCCGCAGUACAAUAAGGAUGGGGAGGAGAGGGUGAUCCUCUUCCUGAAGAUGGCUUCCGGCCACACCUUCCGGCCCGACCUGGUGAAGCGGAUCCGUGAGGCCAUCCGCCUCGGCCUGUCCGCCCGGCACGUGCCCAGCCUCAUUCUGGAGACACAGGGCAUCCCGUACACCCUCAACGGCAAGAAGGUGGAAGUGGCUGUGAAGCAGAUCAUCGCUGGGAAGACGGUCGAGCACCGAGGGGCCUUCUCGAAUCCCGAGACCCUGGAUUUGUACCGGGACAUCCCUCAGCUGCAGGACUUUUGA
Rangifer tarandus platyrhynchus (Svalbard reindeer) is the source of this 2019-nucleotide messenger RNA. The record is from the annotation of a GenBank genome assembly. NCBI's taxonomy places the organism in Eukaryota, Metazoa, Chordata, Mammalia, Artiodactyla, Cervidae.